Messenger RNA from Cucurbitaria berberidis CBS 394.84, 2063 nucleotides. RefSeq names its product glycosyltransferase family 69 protein. The transcript has 2 exons. The coding region runs from base 113 to 1735 and encodes 540 amino acids. The record is from RefSeq and is a predicted model, not a curated record. NCBI's taxonomy places the organism in Eukaryota, Fungi, Ascomycota, Dothideomycetes, Pleosporales, Cucurbitariaceae.
GGCCGCCCUACGGUUUUUGCAUGGUUCGUUCCCUAUCACUCCAGCCUACUGCAUCUCGCUAUCCCUUCUUCAUGUCGGACCUGCGUAACUGGCCCCCUUGCCAUUUGUCCUGAUGCAUAAGUUAACUAGACGCUCCCCGCACGAGUACGAGCUACUGCCGCGCGCAUCCUUCGAGGGCGAUGCCUUUCCUAACCACCCCCCUCGCGCCCCGUCCACGACCUCGCCGUCAUGGUUCCACCGCUGGUCCUUCCGAAUACCUGGCGUGGGCAAGCUGUCGGACCGCGCCGUCUACACACACUACGUCACGCCGCGCCGACGCAAGCGAUCGGUACUACGUCUGAUAUACUGGUCCAUCUUCUCCGUGCCCUACAUUCUGCUUCUCCUCGUCUUGGUCGCGGGCAUCUUCUUUCCCAGCUAUACCGUGCGCCCCGCCCAUUACACCGAGCUGCGCCAGCGAGCAUCCGAGACGACAGCUCCUGGCCGAGGGAAUCCACACCGCGAAAAGGUCUUCAUUGCAGCCGCCCUGUCCGAGGAGAAGGGCCAUUUGACGUCGGGAGCAUGGGGUAGAGCCGUCCUCCAGCUCGUGGACCUGUUGGGCCCGGAGAAUGUCCACUUGAGCAUAUACGAGGACAACACCGACGCCGAGACGAAAUUAUCCUUGACCAAGUUCAGGCAUGAAGCAACUUGCAAUGCGACCAUCGUCUUUGAGCAGCUUGAUCUUGCCUCCCUACCCCGCAUAACCCUCCCCACGGGAGAGACGCGUCUCAAGAGGAUCGCAUUCCUCGCAGAGGUGCGCAAUCGAGCUUUGGCACCCAUCGACUCGAAUGGCGUCCGAUUCGACAGAGUACUCUACCUCAACGACGUCAUCUUCGACCCGGUCGAGGCCACUCAGCUCCUUUUCGCAACAAACAUCGAUUCCAAUGGCCGAGCGAAUUAUGCAGCAGCGUGCGCUGUCGACUUCAUCAUGCCUUUUAAAUUCUACGACCGCUUUGCUACCCGAGACCUUGACGGACACAGCACGGGUCUGCCCUUCUUCCCAUGGUUCACCAGCGCUGGUACCGGAACGAGCCGAAGCGAAGUCAUUGCAGGCAAAGAUGCUGUGCGAGUGCGCAGCUGUUGGGGGGGCAUGACUGCCUUUGAAGCCAGGUGGUUUCAAGAUCAGGCUUCUGUGGGCCGCGGGCCGGCGACUGGCUCCACAAAUACUCACCAUGGUUCGCUCAAUCCCCAGGUGUCUCCACUGCGGUUUCGCUAUGACACGGAUACCUUCUGGGAGUCUUCCGAAUGCUGUCUCAUCAACGCGGAUCUGCAGUAUCGGCGAUCUGGCCAAGGCAUGCCUGCUGAUUCAGGCAUCUAUCUAAAUCCCUUCGUUCGGGUAGCGUAUGACGAGACGACAUUGACGUGGCUCUCUAUCAUCCGUCGUCCAGAAGGCUUAUACUCGCUGAUUCACGACAUCCUGAACUAUUUCGUCGGCUUUCCGGAUCAUCCACAACGCCUCGGCGAAGAGCCGGGCCAGUUUGUGACCGAUACCGUCUGGGUGUACGAUGACCCUAUCAAAGGCUUUGCAUCAAACGCAACCCAGGCAGAUCUCAAAGGCCAUUAUAUGAACAUGACCAGGAUCGCCGAGCCUGGCAGCUUCUGUGGAUCUCGAAACCUGCUUGUUAUCAACGAGAAGCCCGAACACGGUCCGGGCGCCUGGGGCAAGAUAUGGCCUCCCAGGCCUCCAAACCGACGGUGAUGGCUACACACACACAACAACUGUUUGCGACACACUCUCUUUCCACGGUUGUAUGGCCAUUUCGACUGUACAUUUUCUUUGUUCACUUUUUGCAUAGCGUUGGCGUUCAAUGGAGGUUUCCACUUUUGCAUCACGCACUGUUGCCAUGUGUAUUGGAGCGCUGGGUUGGAUAAUGAGCAAUGGUAGUCCAUGCGCUUUCCGCACUAUUUCUAUUGUAAAAACAGCUAUUCCUAUCUAUAGUAUAUUCCACAAUAUGGAACCCAAUUUGUAAGGCGGACAAGACGAAGAAUAGACUUCGUUUCAAUGGUGUUCUUCAGUCCACAAUGCU